AUGGCAGAUCUCUACCAGCAGGGACAAAACAACUACCCUCCCCGCUCCUCUGCUCAGUACAGCCAUCUCGUCCCCAACAGCAACACCUAUCCAAGCCCUGUUGCACCCCCAGCCUCCGCGACACACAGCAGCGGCAGCGGUGGUGGUGGUGGUGGCUCUCACUCCCACUCAGCUUCUGGCGAUGAGCACGAUGAUUCCGACUCGGCCCCCAAAUCCUCAGAAACAUCUCCGACAGAGACGAAGCCUCAACAGAAAACGCAGAGUACUUUCCUGACCAAACUUUAUUCGCUCCUUGAAAAACCAGAAAAUCACCAUAUGAUCCGUUGGGACCCAGCAGGCGACCAUAUUAUUGUCGAGCGUCCAGAGCAGCUUGCUCUGCAUGUCCUGCCCUCUGUGUACCGCCAGUCUCGAUUUGCGAGUUUCUCGCGCCAGCUGAACAUUUAUGGAUUCAUGCGCAAGGUCAACCUAAGAAAUGUUGACCCUGCCAUUGACGAUCCGGACGCGAGCACUUGGUCGCACCCGACGCUGAACCGACACUCGCCUCCUGAAGUCGUCGCAAACUUCAAACGCCGUGUCCCACCACGCCUCCCGAAGCCACGCAAGCGUCAGGAGCCGGACAUUCCUCAAAUUCCACCAGCUCGCUCUGCGGUGGGCAUGGGACCCGUCCCACUAAGCGUCCCAUCGUCCCUGGGCUCUCCCGGCAGCAAGGGCAGAGCUCGCGGUUUUUCUGCCCCAGGGUCCUACGUCCAGGGAGGCUGGGGACAGCCCUACGGGCGUAGUGCUUUGCCUCCACUUACAGUCCCGUCGGACCCACCGGCUCUCGCACACAGUUCGAUGUAUGGCGGCAGUCACUCUGCCCACCCUGGCUUACACCCAAUUUCACCCGCGGAUGAUCACUCACAAUCAGCUGCUGGUUUCUCGCCUGCGUCAUACGGGAGUGGCAUGCAAUACGGAUAUGCAGACUCGAGCUCAUGGGGAAUGUCACCCAGCAGUGCAGGCUCGUCUCAACAAAGCACUGGCAGUCUUUCAUCACUUCUGAAUCCCAGUGGUAGCCAAUACCAACGGACCACCAUGCAAUCUUCAUACCCUGCGCCUUUCACAGGUGUUUCUGUUGCCAACAACCACAGUGCAUCCAGUCUGUCUCCAGACAGCCGCCCGACAACAGGGUAUUCCGCUUCUUCCAUGAACUCAAUACCCUACGAUACAGAAACGACUUCAACGAGUAUGUCCCAUGAUUAUUCAAGGCCAGGGUCAAGUCACCAUCGACCAAUUAGCCCAGCGCGCCCGCACUCCUCACACAAGCCAGGCCUCGGUGGUGGACUAGGUGGAAUGAACUCCGGCUACUCUUCAUCGGCUGCGGGUUAUGGUAUGGGUUCUGCUGUUCGUCGGCCGAGACGUCACUCACAGGCAAUGAGCCCAUACCCAAGCCCGUACGACAAUGGUUCGGGACAUCUCGACUCCAACCCGCACGGGAUGCAUCACUCGGCGAGGCCAUCAUCAUCACCGCAGCCCUCACCACUGACACCUGGUGCGAGUGACCAUCAUGUUUCCCGCGUUCGCAGCAUGGCACAAUUACCGGCAGUCGAUACUGUCGGUGUAUCUCAGCCAUCUGCGUAUACAUUUAGCCCCGGCGGCGAGUUUGCUUACAAUCCAAGCAGUGCAAGCAAUGGAAACGGCGCGAACCAUGGAUCACCACCCCUUCAUGGUAGCACCGGUCACGGCACUGGGCAUCUCAGCAAUGUGGAUCCGAUGGACUGGGGACGUAGCGUGCGACCAUCGACCAGUGCAAGCAGCUUGAGUGCAGCAUCGCAUACGAGCUCAAGCCAGGCGAACACGCCACCCGUAGACAAUGGCUAUGGUGCUGGCGAGGACAUUAACCGCUGUGAGUAA
Fomitiporia mediterranea MF3/22 is the source of this 1890-nucleotide messenger RNA. RefSeq lists its product as uncharacterized. The coding region runs from base 1 to 1890 and encodes 629 amino acids. Gene Ontology annotation, molecular function: sequence-specific DNA binding; DNA-binding transcription factor activity. NCBI's taxonomy places the organism in Eukaryota, Fungi, Basidiomycota, Agaricomycetes, Hymenochaetales, Hymenochaetaceae. The record is from RefSeq and is a predicted model, not a curated record. Gene Ontology annotation, biological process: regulation of DNA-templated transcription. The transcript is spliced from 4 exons.